AUGAGAUCUAAUCAGCGACGUACCUAUAGAAAUGACGAUCGAUCGCGAAGCUAUCGGGAACAUCCUCCUCUGUCAUUCCGGGGAAACUCCCACCAGAGGCACCCUCCGGCUCCCCCGAGCAGAAGCUAUUAUCGAGAGAUUCCUAAGGAACGAUCAGGCACCGGAGAAGCCACUUCAGCCUCACCAAAACAGAGUAAUGGGUCAUCCGAAAGGGGGAUUCCCCGGGCUAGGGACCCAACUCACUUCUCUGAGAAGAUAUUGGAAGAGGCUAGAGGCGAGGCAAAACAUGCUCUCCUGCAGUAUACCAAGUGUACCGACCCCUCAGAAAGAGAAGUUAGAAUUGAAAGAGCAAAGCAAGCAGAGGAACGUGGGCAACUAGAAGAAACUGCCUUACGUAUUGCGCGUCGUACUUCUAGAACUAAUCUGGAUGCUCAAUACUCUGAAUCUCGUUCCCACGAACGUAGAUCCUCCAGUAAAAGGAUAGGGCCAGCCUCUCAAAUAAUAGCUGCCAAUGCUGAGGAGAACACAAAUUAUCAAAACUCAGAGAGUCGAGACAGACUACCGGCAACUCUAAGACUCGGCCCUCCUCUAAAUGAUAGUGAGAGACAUGAAGAACAGAGUCUUCUGUCCCUGGAUCGCAGUGCUGACCGCAUUCCAGCAACUCAACGCCUGGGACCUAUCUCUUCUGCUGAGGCGAUAGAUGAUGAAACUGACCUUCCUCACCUACCCGCAGCUAAACGCAAACCUGGUCGUCCCCCGGGGAAAAAGACAAGACAGGAAAAAUCUAAAGGCCCGGUGGCUGCUGUUCCGCCAAGGCGAACUACCUCCCGCUCAAAACCGUCCCCUAUUCGCAGGAAGGAUACGUCAACAAACGCGGGAACAGCAAAAGGAAAAAAGAAUGGUAAAACUAAGAAGGGUGAAACAUCUCGAGCUGCUCAGCGCCCGACUGGUAGCACAGCAUCAGAUCACACCCCAAUCAUCAACCUCGUUCCACGCUCUACCAGACGAAGGAUGGAUUUUCAGACUCCAUCCCUCCCCGCUCCUUAG
Messenger RNA from Brassica oleracea var. oleracea, 1047 nucleotides. Its product is annotated as serine/arginine repetitive matrix protein 1-like. The record is from RefSeq and is a predicted model, not a curated record. The transcript has a single exon. NCBI's taxonomy places the organism in Eukaryota, Viridiplantae, Streptophyta, Magnoliopsida, Brassicales, Brassicaceae. Bases 1 to 1047 code for a protein of 348 amino acids.